Hylaeus anthracinus is the source of this 1114-nucleotide messenger RNA. Its product is annotated as ribosomal RNA-processing protein 7 homolog A. The coding region runs from base 299 to 1060 and encodes 253 amino acids. Gene Ontology annotation, cellular component: CURI complex; UTP-C complex. NCBI's taxonomy places the organism in Eukaryota, Metazoa, Arthropoda, Insecta, Hymenoptera, Colletidae. The transcript is spliced from 5 exons. The record is from RefSeq and is a predicted model, not a curated record. Gene Ontology annotation, biological process: ribosomal small subunit assembly; rRNA processing. Gene Ontology annotation, molecular function: RNA binding.
UUUGUCCUAGUUUAUCCUGAUUAUCCGAGCAUAUUCGAGGUUAAGAUUGAUCGCAUUCAUGUAAUAAUUGAUGUUACAUUUAUAAUGUAAUCUGCUUAAGAAAUUGAAUCGUUUAAAAAUUGUAUAGAGUAUAUUUUUUAUAUUUAAUUCAAACAAACAAGUAAACGAUUAGCACGUGAAAAUAAUAGUGGUGUAUCUAUAUACGUCAAAAUCUCGUACUCUCAACUUAAGUGGAUACGUGUAAUGCACUUGAAAUAAAAAACGAAAAUUAAAGCACGUUAUAAAACGCAAAGUGAUCAUGAAGAACGAAAAACAAAACCACAGAUGUUUAAAAACAUUAUGGAUCCGUUUUGAUCACGGAAAUACGGAUAAACAUCAACUAUUCUUUAAAGAGCACUCCAUUAGAAAUCAGAAACUUGAACAUCCAAGAGGAAGAACAUUGUUUAUAUUAAACGUACCCCCUUAUGUUACAGUAGAGGUUUUGAAAAGUAUUUUUAGUAAACUUUGCGGGAUUGUUUCUAAUCUGUUUUUUACAAAUGUAAAAGGAUUCAAAGAGGCAUACGUAGUGUUUGAAAAAGAGUCAUCUUUAGAGAAAGCGCUAGAACUCUCAGCAAAUUAUAUAAUUACAAUAAAUAGCGAGAAUAGUCAAUGCUUAAAUGGAUUGGCAAAAUGGUGUAGAGAAUAUAACGAUUCGAUAUAUGAUGAAAAAAAAACGAAGAAAGAAGUUGAGGAUUAUAUGUAUGCGUACGACAAUAAAAUUGUUAACAAAAUAGCAAAUGCAAAAUCUAUGGAAGAAGAUGACGAAGAUAACGAUGGUUGGGUAACUGUAUCAGGACGAAAGAAAAGAGGACAAUUUGCUCUUUCUAGAAAAGAAUCUACCAUCGAUAAAAUACAACGCAAAGAAGAGCAAAAGAAUAAGAAAAAGCAACUCUUCAACUUUUAUACUUUCCAAAUUCGUGAGAGUAAAAAACAGAAUUUGGCAGAGUUAAGAAAGAAAUUUGAACUAGAUAAAAAAAGACUACAAGAUUUGAAGUCAAAAAGGACAUUUAAACCAUUUUAAUUCUCUUGGAGUUGCAAAUAGCGUUUCACCGCUGGAUACAUUGAUUCACAAAUA